Molecule: messenger RNA, 252 nt
Organism: Miscanthus lutarioriparius
Lineage: Eukaryota; Viridiplantae; Streptophyta; Magnoliopsida; Poales; Poaceae
Source: the annotation of a GenBank genome assembly
AUGGGACAAGGAUCGGUGGGUGCUGAAAUGACUGAGGAACAGAGGGAAGAAAGGAAUAGAAAGCAACAUGAAUACCAAGCAAAGGGGAAGGCUGAAACAGAAAAACUUCAGGGAGCAAAUGCUGGAUCAUCUGUACUGGCCAAACCUACUCUUGAUUCAACAAUUUUGCAAGCAUCAUUCACAAGAGACAAGGAAAAUGUUGAUAGGGCUGACCUAGACCCCACAUUAUAUAGGCUACAGGAUGGGCCUUAG